Molecule: messenger RNA, 7614 nt
Organism: Pogoniulus pusillus (Red-fronted tinkerbird)
Lineage: Eukaryota; Metazoa; Chordata; Aves; Piciformes; Lybiidae
Gene: FGF14
Product: fibroblast growth factor 14
Exons: 5
Coding region: 194-952 (252 amino acids)
Biological process (GO): regulation of voltage-gated sodium channel activity
Cellular component (GO): nucleus; cytoplasm
Molecular function (GO): sodium channel regulator activity; growth factor activity
Source: RefSeq, a predicted model, not a curated record
UGGCUUCAUGCUGAAAAAAAAAAAAGGAUUUAUUUUAUUUUCUCUACACGCUUUUGGUUAUAAUCCAGUGUUGAUCUAGGGGAAAUAACCGUUCAGCCUGGCUGAAAAAAAAGCAUCCGUUGAAAAGUCUCAAAGAAAUAUACCACGUGAGGAAAAAAAACUGGGAGAAGAUCGGAAUAUAACCAUUUUUUCUAUGAUAAAACUGGUGCCCCUCUUCAGGAGAACUGAUCUCAAUUUAUUAUUAUGCAACCACAAGGAUCUCUUCUUUCUCAGGGUGUAUAAGCUGCUGGAUUGCUUUUCGCCCAAAUCAAUGUGGUUUCUUUGGAACAUUUUCAGCAAAGGAUCGCAUAUGCUGCAGUGUCUUUGUGGCAAGAGUCUUAAGAAAAACAAGAACCAAACUGAUCCCCAGCUCAAGGGUAUAGUGACCAGGUUAUAUUGCAGGCAAGGCUACUACUUGCAAAUGCACCCCGAUGGAAGUCUCGAUGGAACCAAGGAUGACAGCAGUAAUUCUACGUUAUUCAACCUUAUACCAGUGGGACUUCGAGUUGUUGCUAUCCAGGGUGUGAAGACUGGGUUGUAUAUAGCCCUAAAUGGAGAAGGUUUCCUCUACACAUCAGAACUUUUUACACCAGAGUGCAAAUUCAAGGAGUCUGUUUUCGAAAAUUAUUAUGUAAUCUACUCAUCCAUGCUCUACAGACAACAGGAGUCCGGGAGGGCCUGGUUCUUGGGGCUGAACAAAGAAGGGCAGGUCAUGAAAGGAAACAGAGUGAAGAAAACAAAACCAGCAGCUCAUUUUCUACCCAAGCCAUUGGAAGUUGCCAUGUAUCGAGAACCAUCUUUGCAUGAUAUUGGAGAAACAGUGCCAAAGGCUGGGGUAACUCCAAGUAAAAGCACAAGUGCAUCUGCAAUAAUGAAUGGCGGCAAACCAGUUAACAAGAGUAAGACGACAUAGCCAGAUCCUCACAGGUGUUGUGACUUACUGAGUCCCGAGUACAGUUGAGUGAUUUAUCCUUGCCAGACUUCCCCUCUGCAGUGUCUGUGGAUCAGGUUGCAGCAAGUCACAGGCUUGCCCGUUGCCGUUUCUGAACUGAGUUGUUGCAAGUGGAUAAAUCUCAACGUGUAGCUCCACCCACAACAAGAAGACACCUGGAUGAACCAGCUAAACUCAGACCAUGGAAUGCCCUACCAGAUAUUGGAAUGCCUUUUUAAUAUCUUUUCUGUGACUGUGACACUUCAUGUGAAUGACAUACUUCACAAGUACACUUGAUACCUUGCCUGCUGACAAUUGCCCAUAAUCCCUUUUUGAGUCCAGUUUCAGCAAAAUCCAUGUGUUUAAGUUCUAUUUUGUAGCACACAAAUAAUCAAGUAAUUUCUAGUUAGAUGCUGUAAACCUGUGCUAUUAUGGAUUUCUCUUCUUCCCUUUUUUAUAAGGCUGCUCGCUCCACUGUGUGUGACUUUUUGCAGGGACUGUGUUUCUCUAUAACUUAAGUGUUGACGGUGGCUUAGUUUUGAAAGUAAUCAGGGAAUCAGGAAGCCUUCAAAAAUCUCUUAUUACAAAUUAUAUCUAUAAAGAAUACGAUUGUUGUCUCUGGCUUACAAUAUUGACUAUAUGUGAAUACUCUUUAGUAACAGAUACUGUGCUUCUGAGGUUGGCAUUAUAGCGGAGGGAAGAGUGUCAAACACGACCAACUGGAAGUUUUCUGAAACGAGUGUUUGGCAUCCCCUGUAGUUUCUUUUUGUGUGUGUGUUUUAUACAUGUCACAGGCUUACUGGUAAUGGUAACAUUUGCCUUGCCCAGCGAGCAAGACCCACUCAUUUUUGGGAAAGUGGGUCCAAAGAAUUUUGUAGGCCUUGUAGGCCUGAAUUAAGGCUCAUUUUUCAUCUACUAAAUCUUCAUUAUUUGAAAACAACCACCACCAAUUAAAACAAACAACAAAUAAGCCUAACCAGAAUUGCGCUACCUAAAUUCAUUUCAGAUAUAAUCCUUUCCUGUUUUUAAGGAACUGAACUUAACGCCAUUGUUAUUUUAUUGGCUGAGUCCCACACCUACUUAGCAAAGCAUGGGCAAGGAUGUUGUUGUGUUCUUUUUUGCAGCACCAAUGCAAAAGAUAGUUACAAAUUAUAGUUUAAUAUUUCUGGUGUUUUAAAAGUUUUAAAACUGGACAUAUUACGAGACUUCAUUUUUAUUUUUUAGGUAAGCAUGCAAUGUCCGGUCCUAUGUAUCUCACAGUACAAACCUUCACUGAGCUUCCUAGGAUGAUAUGCCCACCAAAUUGCUAGAUUGAAGGUGCCUUGCCUUGAUCUCUGUAUACUGUACUUUCUCCUACAUGAGCCUGGAAGGAAACGAAAACAUGAUGAAACUGAAGCCUUGGCUCACGUUACCAGAAACAACAUCAAACCUUUGAGUUUGUCACUCACAAACAAGUAAAAGCGACGGUGCAGGGCGAGGGAGAAGGAGAAUUUAGAAAGUGCCACAGAGGUGCCACUGAAGUGUUGCACACUAAAGUCAAACAGGCUUCCAGAAGAGUACUGGCUACUCUCUGUACGCUGAAGAAGGUAUUUGUUUCUCAGAAAGGGCAACAAGGACCAAACCGUACUUUAGCCUGGAAAACCAUGUGGUAACUUAGCUCACUUGGCCUCUUGCUCUUAGGUGAUACUUUAAGACACACAUCAAAAGAAAAACAAAACAACAACCAAAAAAAAAAAAGAAGAAAAAAAAAAGGCAAUCCACUCCUUUUUUAGCAUUGUCUUUCGACAGUUUCUUUUAUCACGUCAUUGUACUGAAGUCCCUAACAGAUACUGCUGGUUGUUUCAGAAUCUCUCUCUGCUCACCUGAACAACCGAUUCAGUCUGAGUGGACUCUUCAUGCUAGUUUUCAAGCGUGUUCUGUUUUCAUAAGCAACACGUAGUAUACUCUGCAAGGAGGCUACUGUAAAGCUGCUAAAUUCUAGAUAGGGUUGUUUUUUGGUAGGCCAGACUUCCUUUUUUCCAUAGGCAAUAUGAGAACAGCAAACUCUGUUGGGUCUUUCUAGGGAAGGAAUGAGUUAAGCAUGAAGCCCACUAUCCAUAUAGAGAAAAAAAUACAAUUGUACUUUAAUACUGUGAUAAAGACGCAAAGAAACUUUGACUUAGACUGUGCCCUUUCCUGCGCGCACUAAAUACGUGUGCGUGGGGAAAAUUACACUGCAUUAAAAACUUUGGUGCACCCUUCUCAUCCCAUCUGGUCCAGUGGGAUUUGUGCACCAUCCCUGAGGAAAAAAAACAACAAACAAAACAACAAGCCAAAACCAAAGCAACUCACAUAGUGAGCUGGGGACUUGCCCUGCAUCCGCUGGGUCCCAAAGGAGGCCCCAGACUUUUCCUACAAUGAUAAGUAGAGCACUUCGCAAUAAUUGGAGUAACAUCAUACAGCUGAAGGCUACAUUCUCCUUCUCUCUCACCCGGCUUUCCCAAGAGUUCAUGAGCCCCAUUCAGCCAUCUUCUUACUCUUCCAGUGUAAGAGCCUGGGGAGAGACAGGACUGGAAACCUGGCUGAGCCAUGCAAGGAGGUUUGGCUUGAUGGCCUGAUGCUACUGAAGUAUUGUUUUCAACAUUAAACUUUUGAUCCUGAGUAAUUAUGAUCUCCAAACCAGCUGGGGAGGUGGGGGGCUAUAAUUAAGGCAAGACUUUUUUUCUUCCUAAGCAGUUAAUACAUACUGAAAAUACAGCUUUUUUUUCUUUGGGUUGUUGUUGUUUCUGGUUUGUUUCUAUGUGCUAAAUCCAUGUGUGUGUUUAAUCCAGUGAAUAGAUGUCCUGAAAAUACUUUUUCUUCUACAGCCUGUUUAAACACAGCAAAGGGGUCUUUGCUUCGUUUCCUCCCUUUAGUUUUGUCUCUUGUCUCAUCUGUUGCAUGGGAAGAGGAUAGCAAGGACAAAGUGCAUGUAGUAGGACGUGUCUCUCAAAGAGCUGUUGGUCUGUAUUACUAAAUCUACAUACCUAUAUGCAAAGAGUUUGUCUGCAUUGUACGGUUUGUGUUUAUUCUUAUUUGUUGUAUACACAGAUUCAACAUGAUGAAUAAACCUUUAUAUGAAGGCAUAUAAAGAACAAAAAAACAUUUAGGUAAGAAGUAGACUGUGCAAAACAUCAUUGCACUGGCCACAGGAUGGUGAAACUUCAUGUAAAUAGGUUGGCAAACUCAGUUCUCCCCUUUUUACCAUGCCAAAGAAAAUUUUAGCUCCUUAAUAUAAUACCUCUCUUGCUGUUCUCCAGGAUGAGACUUCACCAUUUUCUUCCCUCGAAAAUUAAUUUUGCUGAUAAGUGAAAGCUAUUUUCAACUGUCUGUUACUACUAAAGUACUGUAUAGUAAACCUGAUGGAAUCAAUUUGUAUUUACAGACUGGGGUUUUUUGUACUGACAUGUCCAGCCGUCUGUGAAUCUGCAGCGUUCCAGAUCUUUUGCAUGCUUGCUUUGUAUUUUGUUCUUCUGGGUUGGAUCUAAUCUCUCUGAGACUGUUUGCACAGCAAACCAACCUCACCUUACCAUUUCAUAGGUAACACUGCACAUAGUCAUGAUCUCUUUCAGUUUUAUAAAAUCUGUAUUUCAGCUACAGUUCUAUUUGGCAAAAUCAGGCACAUCUGCACAGUUUGGGGAAGACAGUUUCGAGUAGAUAUGAACCACUUCAACACAGCACCAUUCUGCUGCACUUCAGAACUUUUAUAAAUACACACGAAUCCAUAUGAAAUUGCUCACAUGAUAGAGCCUACAGAAAGGUGUCUAUAGCUUUUACGUGCUUUGUAGUAGACAUAAAAGAGCUUUUGUUUCAGUUGCUGGGGCUUCUGGCCACUCCUAAAUGACUUCUUUGAUAUGCUGUCAUUUUCAUAAACUUCUUAGAGUCAGGUUAGUUCGUAACAAAUCCCCUCCUCCACCCCAAAUAUAAAGCAGUUCACUUUGACCAUGGUAUGCAUUGGAAACAACAGUAAGACCCCUGACAUUUUAUAUAUAGAAGGCAGCUUUUUCCUCUUGGUUUGAAACCACUGCGCAGUUAGCUGUGAAAACAGUUUGGUCCAAGCAUUAAAUGUGGGCCUUGCUGAUCUGUUCAUUGGUAUAAAGAAGACAUUACUUAUCUCGAUUCCAAUGGAAAUGCAAUUAAAAUUAGACUAAAGACAUUGGCUUAAAUGCCCCUUUAGAUGAACUCAUUCUGUGCAAUGCACUUUGAAAUGUCCAAUAACAGGGGAGUUUUGUGCUGACCAAUGCAAAUGCCAUGUGUUAUUUUUCUAGCUGUAAUAGAACUCCUUUUCUAUUACAUAGACACAGAAAUAAUUCCAUUUAUCUUUCUUCAUCUCGGUAUCAUUUAGCUAGAAAGCAAGCUGUCAUUCUCCAGAGAAGCAAGGGCAGUACAUCAGAAAUACCAGAGCAGGUACAUGAGGAAACAUUGAUCUGUGUGUUUCAAAAAGAAAGCAUGGCCAUGGAAAGAAAGAUGACAAGCAGGUUAAUAAUAUAUGAAAGCCAAUCAAUCCACAGUUGUUUUACAGGUGGUACUACUGUAUGGUAUAUACAGUGGGCAUAAUCCUGUGAGUCCAUUGUGAAAACGUUUGACACACUUGUGGAUUGUGCUCUUUCUCUGAUAAAGAGAAAGCCAGGCUGUAGUAUCUUUUGUUCCAUCUAGGCAGUAUGAAAUCCCUGUUUAUCCUAUUUGGUUUUGCCACCUAGAACUGCUAGACACAGGCCUGGAGGCAAGUUCUUGCAGUCACCAGUUACGAAGAAUCAAGCAUUAUGUUUCAUUGCCUUACUUCUCUUCCCAGUUCUACAGUAUCUGGAAUUCCUGUCACAGGGAAUGAGGUGUAAACUUACAGUUUAUUAAUACAGCUAUUAUUUUCACAAAUGUGGAAUUCCUUCUGAUCUCAUUUUGCUAGUGAGGAAGUGAGCCACAACACAAAUUUUUUUGGGUGUUACAUCACCAGUCAGGAGCAUGAAGAGCAGGGGAGGAACCUUCAAGCACCACUAUAAGGAACAAUAAAAAUGGGAAAGGAAUUUAUGUAUACAUUACAUUUUUAAUAGUCUUAGUUAAUAGCACCACUUUGAUAAUUUACAUUUUAAUGAACCACUGACAGUAGCUGUCUUAGACUACUCUAAAUAACUCUUCCAGCUGUACCUUAACAAACAACUUGGAUAAAACUUUUUGAAAUGCUGUGACUGUGUAAUAGCCCAAAUGUAGUAGUCAAAAGCUGGAAGCUGAUUUUUUUUUUAAAGAUUCUAAUUAGAAACCAGAUUUUUUUUUUUUUUAAGGCCAAAUCACAACAUAAAAUACAUCAAACCUGACAUUGCAACCCUCUAAAAAAGUUCUUCCAUGAAUAUGAGUACCCUAAGACCGCAGCUGAUCUAAAGCAUAGAUAGAUCUGCUUAUCAUGGCAUGAAACAAAGGAAAAGCAUCUACUGAAGCUAGAUAAUAGUUUUGAUUGUCUAAUGCUUUCUGUUGAAGUACUGAAGAGAGUUGGAAGGAAAAGAGGGAAGACUUUCUGUCAUUCAUUGUUUCCACUCUGAUUCAGCAGCCAAGUGUAUAUGUGCAUAAGCCACGUGAUGAUUCAGGCCAGUGGUACUCCUACAUAUAAAUGAAAUCAACAGUCUAUGCUUUGUGAACACCAGGGCUGAUAGAAUGUUGAAAACUCAGAGAAAGAUUCCUGUUAAGUUCUGCAGAGUUUAAGGGUUAUAAGUCUAAAAUACAAAAUGUCAAGAUUAAUUUUACUCUGAAGAUUGUUUAUACUGUAUCAAUACAUUUUAGAACUCUAGCAGCUUUGGGAUGUAUGUCUCAUGAUUUAUCUGCAUAACUUCUGUAAAAGUUAUGCAUGGAUGUUUGGUGAUUAUGCUCCCUGAGAACAUGGGUUUCACAAGCUUCAUUUUUAGAAAGAGAGAAUCAGGGUUAAGGGGGGAAAAUGAGUAAGAGAAAAAGCAAGCUACUACAUGGGAAGGGGGAAUGGUAUAACUGAUUAAAUGAAUUCAUUCUUUUAUCUCUAUUACAUGUUAUCUACCAUUGUAUUUUCCUAGUUCAAAACUGUCCUUUCUAAAAGAAAACUGAUUUCUAGACUAAUAAUGGAAAUAGCUUUUCCUUUUUUUUUUUGGUUGAUAGGUAAUUUCCCUUAUUUAUGAAACAUGUACCUCUUCAAAAACCUGGAUCAUGUGUCUCUUCAGAAAUCAGGACCUUGGCACCUAAACCCACUAUGUGACAGUUUGGUAUUCAAAAGACAUGUUCUCCAACCACUUAAGCAAUUUCUUGCUCAAUCAUGGUUUCACCAAAUGCAAACACUUUUGAAACUAAUAGAUAUAUAUUUUUUUUUCCUUGGGUUUUUGUUUGUUUGCUUGUUGUUUUUUUGUUUUGUUUUGGGGUUUGGGUUUGGGUGUUUUUUUUUUUUGCUCUAGAGAACUCAAGGGCUGCCAAAUCUAUAUGUAUUAAAAAAAGCAAAAACCACAAAACUACCACAUGGGGGAAAAAAAAAAAAACCAACAAAAAACCAACAGACUCAUAUGUAAAUAAGUUAGGGAAGUCCCAAUAGUUGUGCAUUAUUCAUAACUCAAUGUGAAUUUCACACUGAGCAGCAUUUCACCAUUGGAAAAUUAAAAAUAAAAUUUUUGUUCAUACCA